GGGGUGGAGCCUUCCACUUGGAUGCCUACCCGAAAUAAUAGUUGUUACCAGAUGCCAGGCGUCCACUGCGGAUUUAGGGUCACUCCAAGUGUUGGAUUGGUUGCUGAACCGCUAGGACUGUGCCAGAGCCCUGGCCUAAUCUGUGUCCUCAGGUGGAUUCCUAAACUGUCCACCAGUCCUAAGCCGGAAGGAGUCCCAGCCAAGCGGGGCGCGGGGACCAUGGGUGCCUGGAUAUCCAGGACCCGGGUCCCGACGCCGGAGCCCGACCCCCAGGAGGUCCUGGACCUGAGCCGUCUGCCCCCGGAGCUGCUCCUGCUGGUACUGAGCCACGUGCCCCCGCGCACGCUGCUGAUGCACUGCCGCCGAGUGUGCCGCGCCUGGCGCGCCCUGGUAGAUGGCCAGGCCCUAUGGUUGCUGCUGCUGGCCCGUGACCACAGCGCAGCGGGCCGCGCCCUGCUGACACUAGCCCGCCGCUGUCUGCCCCCUGCCCACGAAGACACGCCCUGCCCGCUGGGCCAAUUCUGCGCACUGAGACCGCUAGGACGCAACCUCAUCAGCAACCCCUGUGGCCAAGAAGGCCUGCGCAAAUGGAUGGUGCGGCACGGUGGGGAUGGAUGGGUGGUGGAGAAGAACAGGAAACCUGUACCUGGGGCCCCUUCACAGACCUGCUUCGUGACUUCCUUCAGCUGGUGUCGCAAGAAGCAGGUCGUGGACCUGGUGGAGAAGGGUCUGUGGCCAGAGCUGCUGGACAGUGGUGGUGUGGAGAUUGCUGUCUCUGACUGGUGGGGAGCUCGACAUGACAGUGGCUGUAAGUACCGUCUCUUUGUCACGCUUCUUGAUGCCCACCAGAACGUCAUAGAUAAGUUCUCCGCUGUGCCAGAUCCCAUUGAACAGUGGAACAAUGAUAUCUACCUGCAGAGCUUUGUGGCGUGAGAUCUCUGGGCCAGUCUACACCGUGAUUCCUCACUUUAUGGCUGUCACAGGGCAGAGAGACUUCUUCCAUAGUGGCUAGAGCUAAGGGAGCCAAGAGAAAUACGUUUCAGCUGCUAUGUUCUGACCUUACUUGGGAAGUCACAUGACAAGACCUACUCAUGUAGCCUAGGCUGUCUUAGACUCACUGUGUAGCUGAGGCUAGCCUUGCGCUCCUGGCACUCACUUCUGUCUCCCAAAUGCUGGGAAUAAUUGCGGAUGUGUACAGCCCCACCCAGAAUUUCUGCCACAUUCUUGGUGAUAAAACCUCUUUUAUUCGAAUGGGUUUUUUUUGUUUGUUUGUUCCUUUCUCUUUGAGACAGUUUCUUACUAUAUAACCCAACUGUUGAAGACUAUGUAGCCUGAGCCUCUAACUUUCCUCCCUCCCACCUCAGUCCCCCAGCCCUGUGAUGGCAGGAGCUUGUCACCACACUUAGCCUCAGAUCCCACCUGCUAAUGAGAACAUGGCAAGGUUUCAGAAGGGCCAUCAUGUGGGAAGUCACAGACUGGCUGACGGAAGGGCUGUGAUACAAGGCUGACUGACUCCUUCUACCUCCAGGUCACCCACGUGUUCUCCGGCAUCAGGAGGGGCAUACGUUUUGUCUCUUUUGAACACUGGGGCCAGGACACACAGUUCUGGGCUGGCCACUAUGGGGCCAGAGUGACGAACUCCAGUGUGAUCAUACGAGUCUGUCAGUCCUAGUCAAAAGGCCGCCAUUUUGGCAAGACAAUCUGAAUGUGCCUUCCUGGAGCUGUCGGCUGGAAUCCCUCAUGAGUCAAGUACUGUACCUCCCUGGCACAUGAAACUCUGGGAUCCAGUGAAGGGUCCUGCUUGGUCUUGUUUUCAGAGUCUGUAACAUUGAAGCCCUCCAUCAGAUCUACCUAUUACUGCUGCUUUAGAGCAUGAGUGCCUAGGUGCCUGGAUGCAUGUGUGCCCGGAUGCAUGGAUGCCUGGGUUCCUAGAUGCAUAGAUGCCUGGGUGCCUGGAUGCAUGGAUGCCUGGGUGCCCGGAUGCAUGGAUGCAUGGGUGCCCGGAUGCAUGGGUGCAUGCUGGUCUCAAGUCACAAGCUGCCUCUAUUUCAGUUCGCUCACCUCUUUGCCCUGUCCCCAGUAUUGAUCCCCCACCCUUUUUUGAGACAGGGCAUCCCAGCUGGCGACAACCCUCCUUUCUGCCUUUGACACUCAUGUGCUGGGACUACAGGCACACACCAGUACCACUCAGUCUUGUGCAGUGCUGGGGAUGAGCCCAGGGUUUCAUGCAUGCCAGCAAACAUUCUACUAUCUGAGCAAUGUCCCCAGUGUCCCCUCUGGUCAUGUCCUGUUUCUGCCUCAGGGAUUGUCUCUGUUCCUUCGCUGAGGCCCUCUACUUAGGGCUGAACAUAGGAUUUAUGGCUAGCAGAAUUCCAGCUCCCUUGGGUAAGGAACCAAAGCUCUCUUGGCUAUAGCCAGCCUCCUCAUUGAAGGGUGUUUUAGGGUAUCUGCCCACAGAUUUUCUCCAAACAAUUGGGAAGUGCCUAGAGUCCAGGCCCCGAUCAUCAAAGAUGUCUAUAUUGUAUAAUAUUUAAAGUUAUUUUUAAUUUUCUCAAACAAUAUGAGAAUAUCUAUCUGGCAUUAUCUAUCUGCCAAUCUCACUGUAAUAAAUUGAUUAUUUUGCCUAAA
Mus musculus (house mouse) is the source of this 2628-nucleotide messenger RNA. RefSeq names its product F-box protein 27 (gene Fbxo27). The coding region runs from base 22 to 933 and encodes 303 amino acids. Gene Ontology annotation, cellular component: SCF ubiquitin ligase complex; cytoplasm. Lineage: Eukaryota; Metazoa; Chordata; Mammalia; Rodentia; Muridae. Gene Ontology annotation, biological process: glycoprotein catabolic process; SCF-dependent proteasomal ubiquitin-dependent protein catabolic process; ERAD pathway. The record is from RefSeq and is a predicted model, not a curated record. The transcript is spliced from 6 exons. Gene Ontology annotation, molecular function: carbohydrate binding.